AACACUGAGAGGAGGAGGAGGGGGAGUGGGAGGAGAAGGGCUGGGAGGGGCGCGCGCACCGUGAUUAUCGCACCGACAGAUCCGGGCUGCGCGCGACAUUCGGCGCAGAGAGAGAGAGAGAGAGAGAGAGAGAGAGAGAUCUUCCAGCAUCACAGUUAACGCAGAGCUACUGCGGGGAAAGGAGCGAUAGCUUAUAUAUUCUAACACCGGAAGCGAAAAGAAAAGAAAGAAGAGAUUAUUAUAUAAUAUAUAGUAAUAAUAAUCAGAAUAAAAAAAAUAGGAGGAGGAUCACGAGAAUGGGAAAUAAAAGAGGGUUCGUGUUAAUGACGUUGUUGACGUGGUGCGCGUGGACAGGAGUGCAGGGUCUGGCUAUGACCGAGGUGAAUGGACCAGUGGGAGGCCCCCUAGUGGUGGAGCCUCAGAUUGCAAUGUUUUGUGGCCGUCAGCUUCUGCACUUGAACACUGCGACAGGUCAAUGGGAGCCGGACCCACAGGGUCGUCAGGGCUGCUUCACCCAGCCCAGCAAGAUCCUGUCCUACUGUCAAGAGAUGUACCCAGGUUUGCAGAUUUCCCAUGUUGAAGAAGCUUCCACUCCCGUUACCAUCCCAGCAUGGUGUAAGAAGGGAUGGGGUCAUUGCCAGACUCGACCUUUUAUUGUCGUCCCUUACCGCUGUUUGGUAGGUGAGUACGUGAGUGAGGCUCUUCUGGUUCCAGACCGCUGUCGUUUUCUGCACCAGGAGCAGAUGGACACCUGUGAGAGCUAUGUCUACUGGCAUAACAUCGCUAAAGAGGCGUGCACAGCAGACAGUUUGGAGCUCCAUAGUUACGGGAUGCUGUUACAAUGUGGCGACCGUUUCCGAGGUGUAGAGUAUGUCUGCUGUCCAGGAAGAGGUGGAGCUAGUGGGCGUGGUGAAUAUGAGGGCGGGGACAGUGCCCAGGGAGCGACUCCGCCUUUAGUAUCGCUGGCUGGUGAGAAAGAGGCCACCAGCGUGAAGGUGACCCCUUCCACCCCCAGCCCCUCCCUUGAAACAGACAUAGAGGAGGACGACAUGGAGGAGGAAGAGGAAGCCGUGGAUGAGGAAGACAUUGAAGACGAUGAGGAUGAUGAAGAAGAUGAAGAGGCAGCACCCACGACAGUGAAGGAUCCGGAGGAGUACGAGUACUCCAUCGACAAUCAGGCUUCCGAUUAUCUGGAGAACUUCUACUAUGAGAAGAACUCUCAGGGUGCUAAGACCCCGACACAACAAACUCAACCACGGGGGGAUGUGCCCACAGUGCGUCCUACAGAUGGAGUGGAUGUGUAUUUCGAAAUGCCCAGUGAUGACAGCGAACACGCCAACUUCCUCCGCGCCAAGAUGGAUCUGGAGGAGCGACGGAUGAAACGCAUCAAUGAGAUUAUGAAGGAGUGGGCCGAGGCUGAUAACCAGUCCAAGAACCUCCCGAAAUCAGAUCGCCAGGCACUGAACGAGCAUUUCCAGGCCGUGUUACAGACUCUGGAGGAGCAAGUAGCAGGUGAGAGGCAGAGGCUGGUGGAGACUCAUCUGGCCCGCGUUGUAGCCACUCUGAACAAUAACCGCCGUCUGGCGCUGGAGAGCUACCUGAGCGCUGUGCAGAGCGACCCACCACAGCCAGAGCGAGUGCUGCAGGCUCUGAAGCGUUACUUGGCUGCCGAGCAGAAGGAUCGGAGACACACACUGCGUCACUACCAGCACAUCGAGUCUGUAGACCCUCAGAAGGCCGAGCAGAUGAAGUUCCAGGUGUACACUCACCUUCAUGUGAUCGAGGAGAGGAUGAACCAGAGUUUAGCUCUGCUCUAUAAGGUUCCUACACUAGCCGAAGAGCUCCACGAUGAGAUCCAGGAGUUGGUGCGGACGGAGAGAGGUGACAUCAGCGAGCUCAUGACCACAUCGUUCUCCGAGACCCGCACCACGGAGGAGUUGCUUCCUGCCGAGAGUGAGGAAGAGAAGGAGGACGAAGAGGAGGAGGAGAGAGCUUUCCAGAACCGUCCAUACCCACCUCGCAUAGAUCCUGAGCCAAGCAGCAAGAAAGUGUCUGCUGUAGACGAGUACGAUUACAGCACGUCUGAAAGAGCUCCCACCUACGAAUAUGAGGAGAAGUUUAACACCUCGGUGGAGCUGAAGCCAGUGGUCUACAAGUCUCCAGGAAUCCAGCGUGAUGAGCUGCAACCAGAUGUUCUUGAGACAUUUAACCGUGGGGCCAUGGUGGGACUUCUGGUGGUUGCUGUAGCAAUUGCCAUGGUGAUGGUGAUCAGUUUGCUCCUGGUGCGUCGUAAGCCAUAUGGCACCAUCAGCCAUGGAAUUGUGGAAGUGGACCCCAUGCUGAGCCCAGAGGAAAGGCAGCUCAGUAAGAUGCAGAACCACGGCUAUGAAAACCCCACCUACAAAUUCUUUGAGCAAAUGAACUAAAGCUAAAAAAAAAAAUCACACCCCUUUUUUCACUCACUUCCUGUUUACCAACAGGGGUUUCCAUAGCAACCCCCUGUCCCCUCCCCAACACUGUAUGUACGUUUCCAUGACCAAUGAUCAAACACAAACUCAAACAUGGCAGGCAAAUACAGAGUUUGCACUCGAAUGUUACUCAAAUGCUCUCAGAAAUAAAUAAAAGAGAGACGAGGAGUAGAUUUAUACAUUUGGUCUCUCGAAAAAAUGAUUCCUUUUUGUUUAGGGAGAUGCUGAAACCAUAGCAUGUCACGCAAUCAUAUAUCUAAAGCAGAGCUGGAAUAGUUUCUGCUACUGCUCUGGUUUCAGCAUUGCGUUCAGUUUUUUUUUUUUUUUUUUUUUUUAAAUGGAAUAUGUGGAAAAAAAAGGGGGGAAAAAAACCCCUCAUCGAACACUUUUUAUUGACUUCCAUUCUAAACAUUUAUUUUUUUGUGAAACUGUGAUGUGGGUGAAGUCAUACUUUAUAUUUCAGCAUGUAAAUAUAUGAGGGAGAAAAUCACUGUAGCUCUUAUACCAUUCGACCCCUGGUCUGUUAAAAAUGUAGAAAUAACACUCAUUUUCUAAGAUCUGUUGGUUAAGUCACGAGGGGAAAAGAGACUAGUGAUCCCUCUCAGACAUCUCUCACUUCACCACAUCAUGAAUACUAUUUCAUUCAUGUGAAAAGGAAUCGAAUCACAGAAUCAAAUCAUCGUUCCAAAUAUAACACCAACUUAAUCAAUUAGUGCUUAUUUUUAAUGACUAUUAUUCAUUGUACUGCUUCUUAGGGAGAAAAAAAAAUAAAAUAAAAUAAUCAGUGAUCUGCAGUCCACUAACUUAAAGAAGAGCAUGCUGAAUUUGGUGUAUUAUGCUAUAAACGUACUUGUGUUGUUCCUGUUUUUAUGCUUUUUGAAACUAAAAAUGUCACCGUUAGACAAAAAAUGCGUGUAUAACUGAAAAGGUAUCUACAAUAGACGUUUCUGUUGUUAAUUUGUAUCGAUGCGCUAUGUGGAAUGUCGAACUUUAAAAAAGACGACUUUGUGCUGCUCACACCGAGAGAGUAAAAAAAAUUAAAAAAUUAAAAAAAUCCUAACAUGGCUGAAUGAAAACGGACUGUUGUAUAAACCAGCACAAGACAACGACACCGUAACUUGACUGAAUGUAUAUUUAGGUAGACAUCGACUUCAUAGGCUUUUGAUUGAUUUAUUUUCUCCCCGACACACAGGCUACGUGGUCUGCUAUCGCUCGUCGUAAGUAGUUAAGUUGGACUCUGUUUUCCUACACCGUUGUUAACGGAUCGUUUUGUUUGAAUAGUAAAAAAUAAAUAAAACCAACAAUUUUACGCUAGAGAAGAGGGAGACGUUUGGUGUCGAUGCUUGCCGUUGGAGAGAUCAGGGUCGUGUAGCCCUGAUCUUCUGACGUGACGGUAACGAUCUGUUUGAUAGCCGAGGUUUGCGUUGCGUUCCGAUUCCAGCACGACGGCGAGAAACAGUGUCUGCGACGAAAAUCACCUCGGAAUCGCGUUCGGAAAGUGAAAAAUCGGCGCCGAUUUUCCCGUUUCCUCAGCCGUAACCUUGGCCUAACUUAUAAUCCGCGUCAUUGAUCUUUCCCCUGAAAUGCGAUCGAAAAACCGUUUGUACGAUAACCUUUCCCCAUCAGCACUUUUAAAUCAACCGAUUAAACAGCUCCACGAUAGGAAGUUGCUCAAUAAAUAUAGGUCCCGUUUAUUUGAUUUUUUAUUUUUUAUUUUCUUUUUAACUUUUUCCUGAUUUUGUUUGCACUUUUGACACUAGUGGAGCAAGUUAAUGGUUUCUCUAAGGAUUGAUCGACAGGUUGGGUUUUGAAUAUUCGAAUAUCAGGCGUUUUACAUAGAGAGCAUCACUUUGUCUAUGCUGUGGCUGCAUUAUGAUAUGUAGAAAGUAGCCUGAGUUUUCUGUAUAGACUGUACAGUACAUUUAGGAGAUGGAAAUAGUACGACACUUUUAUCUGUUAAAUGCAGUGAAAUCAUAGACGAGAAUCCACCUGCUGUUUAGCCCCAAAGAGUUCACAUGUCCGUAACACUGCAUUUGAAGGAUGCAACUCGAGGCAUAAUGCACAUUUAUAAGGCAAACAUAAACACAUUUGCAUAAUAAAUCUCAUUCAUGGGUUUGAUCAUGUCAAGUCACCGUGUGACAUCCAUCUACGUUAUGUGAACCUCAUAGUGGAAACUGGUCAAAUCUGUCCACUUCGAACUGUCUGCAUAAUGAUGAAUGUUCAAACAUCGCCUGGGUAGAACUGUCUUAUGAAUGUGUUUCGAUGUCCUGGUUUAAGAUCCUUUAGCUAAAGCGUAAAUUUUUUACCAGCAUUUAGCGGAGUUAGAACAGUGUAUUCUGUAGUGAUUAAACUGAAAUUUGUAUAGUUCUUCUCAUGACUAUUCCUGCUUCUCCCAACCCACUGGAAAUGUAAACAUUGUAACGGAGAUUUGAAUUGCUGCAUUAUUGCCUUUUUUUCAAUGCUGUGUUUUCUGGAUGUAAUUAUAUGUAUUUUUUAUUUAUAAGUCAUUCUCAGUUGGAGUUCGGGUCAUGCUUCUUUGCUCACAAAACAAAGGAAUAAAUGAAUCUCAAUUCAAUCAAAUAAGAAUUGGUGCUUUUUGCCCUGGAUUUCAUAUGUACCACACGGAUGUGGUUGCUGUAAAUUUAAAUGAACAUGUUACCUGGGCUAUGAAACUAAGCACAAGUGCAUUCAAAUUGUUUCAUUGUCGUGUACUCAUAAGAACGGUUCACCGAGUCUUCAAGCUAUUAAAAACAUUUCCGUUGCCAUGUUUUUCCCCUAAAAAUGUGUUUUGUCGAAAAUGUGUUGAAUGUCGAAUUGGCCUCCGUUUGAAUCACUGAACCGAUCUGGUGAAAACAUUACAGAGAACAUUACAAGUAGGAAUGUGUUGGUAAUAUAUUGAUUUUUAAACCGUUGGUGAACUAGCGCUUUGAAGGUGAAUUUUAAAGGCUUUUCAAGCGCUUCAGUUGUGAUUCAAUCCCGAACAAUAAGCUGUGUUCAAAUAUUUUUUCGAAUUUUUCGCCAAAGACAUGUUCCUGGGUGUGAUUGAAAGGUUCACUGAUUUGCUGUAUUUUGAAAUGGUACUAAUUGGGAUAUAUUGUACAAGCAAUCUAUCUGAGAACUGGUUUGGCUGAUUGUACUUACAUUAAAAUGUUAAUAAAAUUACAAAUGACCCACAAAAUCUACUGGGAGAUUGAUGUCAC
Ictalurus furcatus (blue catfish) is the source of this 5668-nucleotide messenger RNA. RefSeq names its product amyloid beta (A4) precursor-like protein 1 (gene aplp1). Lineage: Eukaryota; Metazoa; Chordata; Actinopteri; Siluriformes; Ictaluridae. Gene Ontology annotation, molecular function: transition metal ion binding; alpha-2C adrenergic receptor binding; alpha-2A adrenergic receptor binding. Gene Ontology annotation, cellular component: plasma membrane; Golgi apparatus. The transcript is spliced from 17 exons. Gene Ontology annotation, biological process: axonogenesis; central nervous system development. The record is from RefSeq and is a predicted model, not a curated record. Bases 297 to 2426 code for a protein of 709 amino acids.